Messenger RNA from Stegostoma tigrinum, 4914 nucleotides. RefSeq names its product UDP-glucuronosyltransferase 2A1-like. The transcript is spliced from 7 exons. Gene Ontology annotation, molecular function: UDP-glycosyltransferase activity. The coding region runs from base 322 to 2526 and encodes 734 amino acids. The record is from RefSeq and is a predicted model, not a curated record. NCBI's taxonomy places the organism in Eukaryota, Metazoa, Chordata, Chondrichthyes, Orectolobiformes, Stegostomatidae.
AGAUAACACAGUGCGGAGCUGGAGGAACACAGCAGGCCGUGCAGCAUCAAAGGAGCAGGAAAAUUGAUAUUUCGUGUCAGGACUCUUUUCAGUUCUAUGCUGAACACCCUGUAGUUUAAUAGAGCUGAUUGUUCUGAUUCAUUAGGUCGGGAGAAACUUCCUGCUGUGACCAUAGCAGUGUGUUGUUCAAAUAAUCAGUGUGCGGACCAAGGGGGCAUCGAUUCAAGUCCCACCUGUCUAGAGGAAUGUAAUGAUAUCACUGAAAAGGUUUAUGAUAGACUUAUCUCUAACCACCACUCUGAGCCAUUCCCAGUGAUCACCAUGCAGUUCAGAUAUCUGUUUUCAGUAUUUCUCUUUCUCCAGAGGGUUAUUGGUGAGAAUGUGUUGAUCUGGCCUGCAGAAGGCAGCCACUGGAUUAAUUUAAAACCGGUCAUUGAGGAGCUGAUAGAGAGGGGUCACAAUGUUACUGUGGUUGUAUACUCUUCUGCACUUUUCAUAAAACAUUCGUAUCCUUCAGUCGUGAAAUUUGAAGUGUUUGAAGUGUCAUUUGCCCCAGAAUCAUAUCAAGAUUUUCUGAAAGAAGGAACAGCAUUCUUCAUGUAUGAGAAACCGUCUUUAUCUUCCUGGGCUGCCUACAGAAGAUUCUCGGCAAUCAUAGCAAAUGGAACAAAACUGGCCAAGCAAAUCUGUGAUGGGAUAUUACAAAACCACAAACUGCAGCAGAAACUGCAGGAAGCAAAGUUUAAAGUUCUGCUGGCUGACCCUCUGCAUUUUUGUGGUGAUCUUUUGGCUAUGAAGCUAGGAAUUCCUUUUAUCUUCACUUUGAGGUAUUCUCCAGGAAUCACAGUAGAAAGACUCUGUGGACAAGUCCCAGCUCCUCCUUCUUAUGUACCUGCGACCCUGUCAGAGCUGUCAGAUAAGAUGACCUUCACUGAGCGAGUUCACAAUGUCCUUUAUUUUCUCAUGUAUGAUUGGAUGUGCGAUCAGAUGUGGGCUGAAUGGGACUCGUAUUACAGCGAAGAGUUAGAAGGCAGUCACUGGAUCAAUUUAAAACAUGUUAUGAAGGAGCUGAUUGAGAGGGGUCACAAUGUGACUGUGCUUGUACAUACAUCUACAGUUUACAUCAACUAUUCUGAGCCCUCACCCAUAACAUUUGAAGUAUUUGAAGUACCGUUUACCCGUGACAGCUACAAAGAUUUUUUUAAUAGCAUACUGCAUUUCUGGAUUUAUGAGCAGAACUUUUGUUCCUACGGGGACCUAUACAGAAGACUUAGAGAAAUAGUUGCAGCUGGAACAGAAUUUAACAGACAGACUUGUGAUGGUGUAAUAAAGAACCGCAAACUGCUGCAAAAGCUGAAGGCUGCAAAGUUCAAAGUUCUGCUGUCUGACCCUAUAAGUCCUUGUGGUGAUCUUCUGGCUAUGAAAUUGGGAAUUCCGUUCAUCUUCACUCUAAGAUUCUCCCUCGGAUCUUCAAUGGAGAGGUAUUGUGGACAACUGCCAGCUCCUCCUUCCUAUGUACCAGUUGUUAUGUCAGGAUUUUCUGAUAAGAUGACUUUUACUGAGAGACUUAAAAAUAUUCUGUAUAUGCAUUUAUGCUCCGUGGUAAACGACUGGAUCUGGCAUGGCUGGGACGUGUAUUAUAGUGAAGUUUUAGGUAAACCAACAACAUUCUGCGAAACAAUGGGCAAGGCUGAAAUUUGGCUGAUUCGGACGUAUUGGGAUUUUGAAUUUCCCCGCCCACUUCUGCCCAACUUUGUGUUUGUCGGAGGACUUCACUGUCGACCGGCAAAGCCACUGUCUCAGGAAUUGGAAGAAUUUGUUCAGAGCUCGGGAGAGCACGGCAUUGUGAUCUUUUCUCUGGGCUCAUUGGUUAAGAACCUUACAGCUGAGAAAGCCAACAUGAUUGCUGAAGCACUGGGCGAAAUUCCGCAAAAGGUUGUUUGGAGUUAUGCUGGUGAACAACCGAAGACGCUGGCAUCGAACACAAUGUUGUAUAAAUGGCUGCCUCAAAAUGACCUACUUGGACAUCCCAAGACCAGAGUAUUUAUCACCCAUGGUGGUACAAAUGGUAUAUAUGAAGCUAUUUACCAUGGGGUGCCAAUGAUCGGAAUUCCACUGUUUGCUGAUCAACCUGAUAAUAUGGCUCACAUGAAGGCAAAGGGAGCUGCUGUGGUUCUCAGUUUUGUUACAUUGAAUAAACACGAUUUAGUUAAUGCCAUCAACACGGUGAUCAAUGAUACAAGCUACAAAGAAAAUGUGUUAAAGCUAUCUCAAAUUCAACGUGACCAGCCAAUGAGUCCAUUGGAGAGAGCAGUGUUCUGGAUUGAGUUUGUAAUGCGCCACGGAGGAGCUCAGCAUUUGCGGCCUGAAGCACAUUCCCUGUCCUGGUACCAGUACCAUUGCCUGGAUGUGAUAGCAUUUCUGUUUAUUUGUUUAGUAAUCAUUCUAUUUGUUCUCAAAAAAUGCUGCAUGUUUUGCUGCCGAAAAUGCAGAGGUACAAGGGUAAAGAAAAACAAGACUGAGUAAUGGUUUUUAAUGCAUAGGAUGACAAACUUAUAACACCAUUUAAUUGCUUUGGAAUUUAUAUUGCGCGGGGUUAAAAUUACAUGGAUUCUAAAUAAGUCUUUAAUCAACACUAGUGUACAGGAAAACUCAUAUUAUUGACAAUUUCAACUUCCUACUGAAUCAUUCUUUGCACUCAAUUGGUACAUCUCAAAAUUUAAAUUGUAUCUAAAGAUCAUUGAUUUUCCGGGAUUGAGGGUUUAUUAGCAAUUAAUUACUAUCCUUGGAAAGAUGCUUGUGAUUCUUCUUACUGCAGUUUGUGUGAUAGAGAUAUCGGUGUUGGGUAGGGAGUUUCAGGAUUUUGACAGUGAUGAAAAAAGAAUCAAGGUAUUUACCAAGUUAGAAUGUUGUGUAGCAGUUUGAGGAUGAACCAGUUUAAAAAUCUUCCCAUUUAUUAAUUUGCACAGAGAUAUCUCUACAUCAGAACAAAGAAGCUGGCAGGAACUCUGGAAGAUAUAUGCAUUGUGCUCAAUGCUGUAACUGUUGAUAACAAGAGAAAUGUGUGAUCAUCACAGAUCGAAAUGUUGCACUGAAUUUGCCAGAAUAGGGCUUCCAAUUAUUCCCUCACUAGAAACUCCCAUCCAAAUAUUAUGGUUAGUUCAUGGUUGUCAUCACAGCUGCUCCUGAUGAAGGGUCUAGGCCCGAAACGUCAGCUUUUGUGCUCCUGAGAUGCUGCUUGGCCUGCUGUGUUCAUCCAGCCUCACAUUUUAUUAUCUUGGAGUCUCCAGCAUCUGCAGUUCCCAUUAUCUCUGCUCCAACCUAUGGCCUGGUUUCCACAGCCAAAAUAACUAACGGUGUGCUCUACAGGUUUUCCCAAUUUCAUGGUUUAAUUUGUGACGGGUUAAUUCAGAAGGCCACAACGUUAUCUUUCUGCAGCACUGAGCUAAGACCCUGAAUUGUAGGAACUGGGCAAGAGGCAAGAAGGAACUAGCUGUAGUAUUUGACAGAUUUUCAUCACUUCCACUAUGAGUACUUGGGGAUAAGGCAGGAACAGGUUACUGAUUGUGGAUGAUCAGCCAUGAUCAUAAUGAAUGGUGGUGCUGGCUCGAAGGGCCGAAUGGCCUACUCCUGCACCAAUUGUCUAUUGUCAAUUGCACUGAGCACACAUACACAACACCCACUCUCUCAAACAUAUGCACACGAAUAUAGUCUCUUGCACACACAUGUACACACACACUCAUCCGCACUCUCAAAUGCAAAAAAAUUGAAAACAUACACAUUCUCUCUCACACACACGCUCUGUCACACAGAGACACACACACACCCCGUCCAAUUAAUUGAUUUGUCAAAUGAUUUAUUAUUGCCAAAAUUCACUUUCCAUCUCCUCUACAAGAUAAACACAAAAAUUUAAUAAAGUAUUCUGCCAUAGAGUGAAAAGGAAUUUAACAUACUCGGCCAGCUUAAAAUGUUUUGGUAGAAAUCCUGCUUAUAGCAGCUCUGAUGAAGAGUCAUCUAGACGCGAAACAUUAGCUUGCUUUCUCUCCAUGAGUGCUGGCUGACCUGCCGUGAUAUCCAGCACUUCUUGUUUUCAGUUCAGAUUCUGGCAACUGCAGUAAUUUGCUCCUCUCAGACCUUUUACAUUGACUUGGCUGACAUCUCAUCUGGAAGUCAACACCUCUGCUGGUGCGGCAGUCCCUCAGUACUGCACUAAAAUUUCAGCUUUGUGUCAGUAAUGCGGCUUGAAAUCAUAAACCUGAACUUUGGACAAGAGUGCUAACUUUGUGCCAGCGUUGCAGCAAAGCUUGCAAAGCAUGGGUUAAAUGAGUGGUGGGUUAUCUCUGGGUGAUCAUUAGUUUUCUUCACUCAUUAGGCCAUUUUUACUGGUAUCGAUCUCUCUUGGGUAUUGUAUCUUCAAUCAUUUUACUGAUGGAAUGCUCCUGUAUUUGGAUGUAACAUUUUUAAUAUCAGAAUAAGGAGGCACAUUAUAAAAUCCUGCUGGCACAACUUUGAAACUUUUGGUUUCAAGGGGGAAAUAGCCUUUAAAAUGGUGUUUAGUGCAAAACAUGCUGAAUUCUGAAACAAAUUUAAGGAAUACUUGAGACUGGGCUUUGCUACUGCAUCACUGUGAGGCAGCAGAAUUAAUUUAGCUGUAAUUCCAAAACAAGGGAACUAAGGAAAUUAUUACAUUUAAAUCCUAACUAGAUCAAACCCAAGUUAUGGACAUGAUGGAACCUUUUUAUCUUAUUUUUGAAAAAAUCCUUCAAAUCUGAGGAAGGGCCGAUUGAGAGCUUGUCUUCUGCUAUCAGCUGGGACAACCACUCCCCAGCCCCAUCCUCAUAUGAAGUUAAAUAUACGGUUUUGCAUUACAGAUUAUUUUAAAAAUAAUUAAUAAAAUGACAGAUAUUUCCAGAA